Pseudoliparis swirei is the source of this 2026-nucleotide messenger RNA. RefSeq names its product norrin cystine knot growth factor NDP (gene ndp). The record is from RefSeq and is a predicted model, not a curated record. NCBI's taxonomy places the organism in Eukaryota, Metazoa, Chordata, Actinopteri, Perciformes, Liparidae. Gene Ontology annotation, biological process: Wnt signaling pathway. Bases 497 to 928 code for a protein of 143 amino acids. The transcript has 5 exons.
UCAGCCGAGGUCUUUCAGGGUGUCUGUCCUCGCGAGGAGGAAGAUGGAUGAAGAUGGAGGAAGAUGGAUGAGGACGCUGCGGUUCGGGUCUCCGUGGCCGUUUCCAAUCGCACAGGCAGAGAGCAUCGUCGUGGAAUUGUUUACAGAUGAAGACAAAUAAUCCCAAAUGAAAUAUCCGCAGACUGCAACUUGCAGGUGGAGGAUGUCACGGAUUCAAGUGCGUUAACUCCUUAAAGCACAGAUGCUCCCAUCAGGAGGAGAACGCUGAGACUGUAGUGGAUCCAGACAGUGGGGGAUGGAGCGGCCCGCCGGAGAGACCCUCCUCCCACCUUCCUCCCUCCAACUCGCUGACCUUGAGCCGCCGCUGCACUAGCAGGACCGAGAGAGAGACCCCCCGAGAAAAAGAAAAGUCGGAUGCGAGGCGGAAAGAACUGUCAAGAGCGACAGUAAGAGAGAGGAGCACAAAGGAGAGCCACGGCCUCGGGGCGGUCCCACCAUGAAACCUUUCGUCUCUGCGGGCCCCCCCUCCGGCCUGCUGCUGGUCCUGAUGUGCUGCCCGCUGCUGGGCUUGGUCCGGUCCGCCAGCAGCAACAAGGCCAGCGAUAAGGGACACCCACACCUGGGAGAAGCCGACCCGGAGCGCUGCAUGAGGCACCACUUCGUGGAGACCAUCGUGCACCCGAUCUACAAGUGCAACUCCAAGAUGGUGCUGCUGGCGCGCUGCGAGGGCCACUGCAGCCACACGACCCGCUCCGAGCCCCUCAUCUCCUUCAGCUCGGUGCUCAAACAGCCCUUCAAGAGCACCUGCUCCUGCUGCCGGCCGCACACCUCCAAGCUGAAGGCGGUGAGGCUGCGCUGCGCCGGCGGGACCCGCAUCACGGCCACCUACAGAUACAUCCUCGCCUGCAGCUGCGAGGAGUGCAGCUGAGCGGCGUCCUCCCACCGCCUCGAGACUCUGGAGAUCCUCUCGGCCUCACCGGGCCCGACUCUGAAGCCGUCCAGAGAAUUGAGAGGGUUGAUUAUAUCGGAUCGGAGGAUUUCCCCCGGGAGGGCGGCGGCUCCAGACGCUCGUUUGUUAUCUCGGGAGUGAUAGUUCGGAGCAAUCGUAGGCUACCACCCUCACACCGACAUUGACCCGCAGCCUCUGGGACUCGGACAGAACCUCCCAUACCCCGCGCCAUUAUGUGCAUUCAAUCAGUACAAACCAUGCGGAGCACAUUUCUCCUGCACACGAGGCCAGACGCCACAAACUGCUGCUCCCGCGGGCCACGAGGAGACGCUCUGCACUCAUUAAAGGCCUCCGUAAUUCAUAACGCACAUGCUCACGGACCACAGUACGAGAGCUCGUCACGAAUAUCUGUAACUGCUUUCUGCCAGCUCCAUAAAUAAACUCCCACUGUGCAACAAAACAACACGCCUCGUUAAGGACGAGGCUCCACAUGUGGCGGACCCAUAGAGAGGCACCCGCGCCGCGCUUAUCCACCCAAUAACAUUUUACGCACUCCCCGCGGACUUCCACGGAGCCGCGUUGAACACGAGCGACAGCAGAGCUCACCGGGACGGAGGCCGACGUGUGCGAGAGGAGCUCCGGGGAGGGCGGAGGCUCAGCCGGCGCCUGGGUGGUCGUGUGGACCGUCGAGGCUCUCGGCGUUUCGUCUUUAAAUGUAAUCUAAUUCUAUUUGAAUUCUUCGUGAUGCUCCCCCGUCAACAUUAUUGAAAACGGCAGCCGCCGCCGGAUUUGAGGGGAAAGUGGCGCUUUAGCCCGUCGUGUUUUGUUCCUUGUGUUUCGCCUCCCGUCCAAACUGUGCUGCGGUUGCCCUGCGUCCGCCUGUAAAGCCUCCAGCGGGAUGAACACACAACUUCACACAAGGGAUUCCUUUCUGUGUGGUGUGUAUAUUUGUUUGUUUGUUCUUUGUUUGCGUGUGUGUGUGUGUGUGUGUGUGUGUGUGUGUGUCAGGCUCGAACACGUCUAACGCUCCAUCAGUGUUUGUGGUCAGUUUAUCUCAAUUUAAAAAAGUGAACAGCU